This is a messenger RNA of Salvelinus fontinalis (brook trout), 1127 nucleotides long. Its product is annotated as calcium-activated potassium channel subunit beta-2-like. The record is from RefSeq and is a predicted model, not a curated record. The transcript has 6 exons. Bases 1 to 1065 code for a protein of 354 amino acids. Gene Ontology annotation, molecular function: potassium channel regulator activity; calcium-activated potassium channel activity. Gene Ontology annotation, cellular component: membrane; voltage-gated potassium channel complex. Gene Ontology annotation, biological process: potassium ion transport; detection of calcium ion. Lineage: Eukaryota; Metazoa; Chordata; Actinopteri; Salmoniformes; Salmonidae.
AUGGCGCCAGAUCUAGGGCCAGCCCUGGGCCUGCCUACGGCUCCCAACCUGGAUGUCCAUCCAGCCCCCAUCGGAGAGCCACCAGCAACUUGUCCCUCACUGCCCACUCCAUCCAUGUCACUGAAGGGGUGGCGACAUGGGGCGGCGGGACUUCCACCUCAGCCAGUGACUUACAACUACUGGCCUUCACAGGGCGGGAACCAAGGACACACAGCCGUGCCCAUACAAGAGGGUUUUACUGAGUACCUGAGGCAGCCAGCGGAAAAUACGGAGCGCAAGAGUUGGUCAUUCCAUCAGUCUUUCCGCACCGCUUCUUCUGUGAGAAGAGGAGGUCAUGGGACAUCUGGAAAGAGGUUAUUUGUGACAGAUGCUAAAAGUGUGGGAUGGGCAGCAUCAGGAGGAGGAUCGACGAGGUCCAUCUACCAGAAAUUCCGAGACAUUGACCUGAUGGACAAGAAGAAGACGGUGACAGCUAUGAAGGCUGGGGAGGACCGGGCUAUUCUCCUAGGCCUGGGCAUGGUCAUUGCGUCGGCCAUGAUGUACUUUGUCCUGGGCAUCACUGUACUGCGCUCCUAUGCAGACAGUGUGUGGACAGAGAGGAGUGUCUGUAUCGUGCUCAACUCCACCAUCACAGCAGACAUGAACUGCUCUUACAGCUGUGGCUCGGACUGCUGGAGAGGCUCCAAGUACCCCUGUCUGCAGGUCUACGUCAGUGUCAACACCACGGGCAGGCUCAGCCGCUUAUCACACAAUGAGGAGAGCUGGGACGCCAACUUUGAGUGUUUCUACGUGCCAAAGUGCCAGAAGGACACCAAUGCCAUGCACCACAUUAUCGUGAACAUCUCAGAGCGCCUGAAGCCGCACCACCAGGUCCCGUGCUAUUACGACCCCAGCGACCAGCAGGAGAGUGCCCUCCUGACCCGACAGUACGGCCACAGUCCCGUCUUCCACUCGCUCUUCUGGCCCUCCUGUAUGCUCACGGGGGGCACCGCCAUCAUCUUCAUGGUCAAACUCACCCAGUACCUCUCCAUUAUGUGCGAGCAGGUUAUCAAGAUCGAAAGGUGAAACUUGCUGGCGUGGCAGCUGAGAGCGUCAAACAUGGCCGCCAGUCCGGACAGAUGAUGACA